UUCACAUAAUUCAUUCUUUUGUUUUANUCGUUUGCCUACAAUUCUCUUCGUGUUGGAUUGGAAGUUGGUGAUGGUUGAUGGUGCCUUUGAUGUCGGCGAUUCAGAAAUCGACUGGGACGACCUGUUGAAAAACUUUCCCGAUGACCUGAAUUUCAAUCUCGGCGAUCUACCCGCCGCCGAUGGGCUGUCGGCCUCGCCCAAUUCCGGGUGCUCGUUGUCGAUCGGCGACAUCGAGCAGUAUCUCAUGGAUGAUAGCGGGUCGGAUCAUGGGGAAACGGAUCAGGCUUUGUUAGCUGAAGCUGAUGGGUUGUUCUCGGACGUGGUCCUGGAUCCGUCACCCGGGCCGGAUCGGUCUAAGGAGUUUUCGGGCAGCCCUGAGUCGGCGGUUGAGGGAGAGACGGAUGAAGAGGAGAAAGAAAAGGACGAGCCCGGUGAUAUUGGUGCGUAUGCUCUGCAAACAAAGCAGAAUAUUGAUGGUGAUGAUGAUAAUGAUCCCCUUGCGAAAAAGCGCAAAAGGCAAAUGAGGAAUAGGGAUGCGGCAGUAAGAUCACGGGAAAGGAAGAAGAUGUACGUGAAGGAUCUUGAGGCGAAGAACAAGUACUAUGAAGCCGAAUGCAAGAGGCUGGGGAUUAUGCUCCAGUGCUGUCUUGCCGAGAAUCAAGCAUUACGGUUUUCGUUGCACAAUAAUAAGGCAUUUGAAUCAUCCACGACCAAGCAGGAGUCUGCUGUGCUCUUGUUGGAAUCCCUGCUGCUGGGUUCCCUGCUUGGGUUCCUGGAUAUCAUCCUUUGCCUUCUAAUCAUGUCCACCAACCUCCUCCCGUUUCUGGAAAAAAACGCGGGAAGCCCAAAACUGGAAAGUGUGGUGGCUCUAAGAAACAGGGCUCGUAAACUGGUGGGAGGUGUAUUUAGUUUAUGUAUGAUGGGCAGGACAUGCAAAGCUUCGAGAACAAGAAUGAAGUUGAAAGUGCUGUCUGCUGCAGAUAUAGUUGGAUGAGCCUCUUUUUGUCUUCUUGUUAAUAAGGGUUCUUAGUAUAGUUGCUCCUAAUAAAUAUAACUGCUUUUGUUGGUGCACAUUUGGAAAACGGUUGUUUUUGGAUUGCGUGGCUUGUGUUAAUUAGUAUCUAGACUGCUUUUAUCUUUACAUGAACUCCUUUUUUUGGUUAACUGAAUGUAUGUUCUAGUAUGAGUGGUGUUGAUGUUUUAGUUUCUCUGGUGAGGCUCCAUUUGGUUGCAUGUUGGCCGGCUUUCGAGAUACUAUUUACAUGCACUUUGAUCUUCCUAUAUUGUUCCAAACUUGCAUUUGGAUGGUACGUUCCACUAUAUAAAUCAGGUGAUUGCUAUGGUUGGGACAUUUGCGCAUGUCAUGACCCUUCUGCCCACACGAACUACAUGAUCCAGCACUUUGAGAUAUGACUUUCUUUUUACUCGACCAUGGACGCUUUUCACAACCUUUAGUUCAUAUAGGCUUGUGGUUGC
Messenger RNA from Striga asiatica, 1476 nucleotides. NCBI's taxonomy places the organism in Eukaryota, Viridiplantae, Streptophyta, Magnoliopsida, Lamiales, Orobanchaceae. The record is from the annotation of a GenBank genome assembly.